Messenger RNA from Danio aesculapii, 654 nucleotides. RefSeq names its product cytochrome c oxidase subunit 7A-related protein, mitochondrial (gene cox7a2l). NCBI's taxonomy places the organism in Eukaryota, Metazoa, Chordata, Actinopteri, Cypriniformes, Danionidae. Gene Ontology annotation, biological process: mitochondrial electron transport, cytochrome c to oxygen; mitochondrial respirasome assembly; regulation of oxidative phosphorylation. The record is from RefSeq and is a predicted model, not a curated record. Bases 96 to 443 code for a protein of 115 amino acids. The transcript has 3 exons.
GCGACAAGUUCUUGCACAAGGAAAAGCCGGUGGAGUUGCGUCUGUCCGACGGUCACUGUCACCUCGUUUUCGUCGGUUACCACCUAAAAAUCGAAAUGUAUUACAAAUUUAGUGGUUUUACACAAAGACUGACGGGAGCCGCGCCAUCCACCGCCUACAGCCCUCAGGGCUUAAGGGCAAAUGUACCCUCUGAAUCCCCCGCUAUGAUCUUCGGUACCCCAACUAAGCUGGUAUCAGAGUCGAGUGCCACAGUGGAGUACAUGGGUAAAAACAGGGUUCCGGACCUCCAGAGAAUAUUUCAGGCCUCAGAUAAUAUUCCUGUCCAUCUAAAGCGAGGUGUUCCAGACAGACUUUUGUACAGGUCCACCAUGGCACUGACAGUCGGAGGAGUACUUUACUGUCUCGUGGCUCUUUAUUUAGCAGCACAGCCCAAAAAGAAGUGAACUGUAUCCAUCCUCUUUUCAUCAACUUGAUGAAAUGUCAGUUUUGAUCAGCUGUGUUUAUCAUGAAAUAUAUCAGUAUGCCUCCCACCAUUAAUCACCAUCAACAGACACUCAACAAAGCUUCUAUUACAUGAUGCUGUUUUCCUUGUGUUCUUACAAGUGAAUUGCUGUUAGUUGUAUAUAUUAAAGCCAUGCUUCUAAAUCUUUAUAA